This is a messenger RNA of Osmerus eperlanus (European smelt), 1499 nucleotides long. It is a transcript of the gene sap30bp, whose product is annotated as SAP30 binding protein. The coding region runs from base 44 to 1003 and encodes 319 amino acids. Lineage: Eukaryota; Metazoa; Chordata; Actinopteri; Osmeriformes; Osmeridae. The record is from RefSeq and is a predicted model, not a curated record. Gene Ontology annotation, cellular component: nucleus. Gene Ontology annotation, biological process: regulation of DNA-templated transcription. The transcript has 10 exons.
CAUUUCCCGUGCUAGUACAGCUGACGUAAGUUACGUCAUUGAUAUGCGACAGUCAUUCGGCGUAGCAAUGGCGAGUGGCAAAAGGAGUGCGCUUCUCUCUUCUUUGGCUGAGUAUGGGGAAUCAGAGCCUGAUUCCGACCAAGAACCAGAUCAGAUAGAGGCUCGUGGAGUGGGUCUCGUGUCGGCAAGCUACGGUGAAGAUGACGUGAGCCGGGUAGAAGACCCCGAAGAUAAGGGAUCGCUAGACGAGGAUAGUGGGGAGAGCUCCCGCAAUUCGGAAGAGGAGGAAUCUGACGAAGGGGGAGAUCCAGAUGACAUUAAGAAGAUCUCAGAGGCAGAAAGGAGAGACCCCAACGAGCUGGUUGCCCUGUUCUCGGAGAAGGUGAGGAACAUGUGUCCUGAUGAGAUCAGGAUUCCCCCGGAGCCCCCUGGACGCUGCUCCACCCAUCUGCAGGAGAAGAUCCAAAAGCUGUAUGAGAGGAAGCUACAUGGGGACUUUGACACCAACAACCACAUCCAAAAGAAGAAGGAGUUCAGGAACCCAAGUAUUUACGAGAAGCUAAUCCAGUUCUGCAGCAUCGACGAACUGGGAACCAACUACCCUAAAGACAUGUUUGACCCUCACGGCUGGUCUGAGGACUCCUACUACGAAGCCCUAGCCAAAGCCCAGAAGGUCGAGAUGGACAAACUGGAGAAGGCUAAGAAGGAGAGGACCAAGGUGAGGACGACCGGAGAAAUCGAGUUUGUGACAGGCACUAAGAAGGGCACCAAUCCUACCUGCGCAGCUGCCUCCACCACCAACACCACCACCACAUCUACAGCAGAAGCUCAGAAGAGGAAGAGUAAAUGGGACUCUGCCGUGCCAGUGACCCUGGCACAGGCCCCUCUCCUCACUACCACGGCGACCCUGCCAGGGGUUGUCUCCGUGACGACCACCGCCAGCGGGACCAAGACCACUGUCAUCUCUGCCGUGGGCACCAUUCUGAAGAAAGCCAAGCAGUGAACAUGAAUGUGUGCGUGUCGCUUUCCAAAAGCGGUGAGUGUGAAUGAAUGACCUGAAAGGAAGAAGACCCCCACUUGACAUAUGCCCCCUUCAGCAAACCCAUCUCCCUCAGUCCCACCUCCAGCUUCACUGCCUUCUAUCUCUGGGAUUGUAUCUACGCCGUACGAGGGCUCGGCCCCAACUGGGAUCCUGCUCCUCAGCAGCUUCUACUGAAGUUCAGCAUGGUUCUCUGUGUUUAUGUGUAGGAGUCUUUGUUGGCUGGUUAGCCUAAGCCAACAGUCCUGUCUGUGUCCUGUUGUUGUUUUUUUCCUGGAUUCAUCUGACAUGAAAUUAUUCAUUCUUUUUUUCUGUUGAUAAGUCCAAAGCAAGGUAUUUACGUCACGGUUCAGUUUGUUUGUUUUUAACGGCCUACUCCAAGACCUUCGGGAUUUUAUUUUUCACAGUUGUACAUAUACCGAUGAUGAGUAGGUGAAUAAAAAUAAGAUGCCUUUUCCGA